Molecule: messenger RNA, 2453 nt
Organism: Bacillus rossius redtenbacheri
Lineage: Eukaryota; Metazoa; Arthropoda; Insecta; Phasmatodea; Bacillidae
Product: basic salivary proline-rich protein 1-like
Exons: 6
Coding region: 84-1715 (543 amino acids)
Cellular component (GO): extracellular region
Molecular function (GO): chitin binding
Source: RefSeq, a predicted model, not a curated record
ACACUGCACCCAUUUGACGAGCGGCCUGGUGUUGCGGGUGAUUCCGAGUUGCUGUUCUCUGCCCUGCGAAGAGUCGAGCCAUCAUGAGCGGCGCGUGCUUGUGGCUGGCGCUGCUGCUGUCCGCGGCGACCCUGGCGGCGGCGGCGCAGAGGUCGGCGGUGCCGCGAGGCGGCGUGCGCAACCUGGCGGCCAGGCCCUCGGUGAAGGCCAGCGACCUGGACGAGCAGCGCCAGAUACAGCAGUGGCAGAUCGCCGUGAACCUGCCGCCUGGCCAGGCCCCGCCCCCCGGCCAGGGACCCCCGCAGGGUCAGCAGCCCUCUCCGGCCGGCGGCUCUCCGCCUGGCAGCGUCUUCAUCGGCUACUACCCUCCUCCCGCGGGCUACCCCCAGGGAGGUCAGCCAGGAUACCCCCAGGGCGGUCAGCCCGGGUACCCUCAGCCCCAGCCUGGAUACCCCCAGCCCCAGCCUGGUUACCCUCAGGGUGGCCAACCCGGGUACCCUCAGCCCCAGCCUGGUUAUCCUCAGGGCGGUCAACCCGGGUACCCCCAGCCCCAGCCUGGUUAUCCUCAGGGUGGUCAACCUGGAUACCCCCAGCCCCAGCCUGGUUACCCUCAGGGCGGCCAACCCGGAUACCCCCAGCCCCAGCCAGGAUACCCCCAGCCUCAGCCAGGAUACCCCCAGGGCCAGCCGGGACUUCCGCCCCAGCAGCCCCAGCCGAUCCCCACGUCGCCCGAGCAGCCCAUUCCUCCCCCACCCGCGCCCCAGCCCGGCCCAGAAGAAUACCCUGGAGUGCCACCGCAUAACCCCGACGGCACGCUCAUCACCACGCAGCCCGAGGGCGGAGACAACCCGGCCGUCCCCGAGCCCAUCGCCCCGGAGCCCAUCGCCCCUGAACCCAUCGCUCCCGAGCCCAUCGCCCCCGAGCCCAUCGCCCCCGCCCCUGGCCCCGACGGCGGCAGCAACGAGCUGGGCGGCGGCGGCGCCACCUCGGAGCAGCUGGAGGAGCUGAAGAAGAGCUGCACCGCUCCCCGGGGUCAGUUCCCCCACGCCACCGCCUGCCACAAGUACGUCAACUGCUGGGACGACGUGGCCAUCGAGGAGGCGUGCCCGGGAGGCCUGCUGUUCGGCGACAAGGGCUACUGCGACUACCCCUUCAACGUCGACUGCGGCGAAAGGAAGAUCGAGAAGCCAGUUCCCCUGUCGGAGAACGCGGAGUGCCCGACGGCGUACGGCCGUCACAGGAGCAGCGAGGCCUGCAACAUCUUCUACGUGUGCCUGGGCAGCCAGCCGGUCAAGUUCGAGUGCCCCGACACCCUGGCCUACAACCCGGAACUCCACAUCUGCGACUACCCAUACCGAGUGGACUGCGAAGGACUGCCCAUCGUGCCCGUUAACUCUUCCUCUGAAGAAGAGACUUCCGAGGGUGCCCCAUCCGCCAGCGAACUACCAGAUCAGCCAACGCCUGCUCCUGCCCCCAUCCCUGAACAGACUUCCGAUGGAAGAUACUACUACCCUUCCAAUGCCUACCAGAAUGUGCAGCAAACCUUCUACCAGGGCGCCGUCUGCAAGCCGAACACGCUCUACCGGCUGAACAAGAGCUGCACCUCCGUGUCCAUGUGCGUGAACGGCCGCACCACGCUCGUCAACUGCUCUCGGGGCUACAAGUUCGACGCGCGCACCCUGCGCUGCCAGCCCACCCAAAAGGCGCGCUGCUGAAGAAAAUAAUGAAGACGUUUGGCAACAAUGGAAACGAAUGAAUCUCUCGAAGUGAACAGUGGCCGCGGCAACAUCGCUUUUUUAACAACCUACGUGCACUCUGCAUGCAGCAAGGAUUGGGACACUUCGUGUUCUAAAUGUACCCGACAAUCAUAGGCCAAGCUUUCUUCUGCGGAUACUGCUAUUUGUGUCCACCCUGAGAAUUAUUUUCUUUUUCUUUUUUUAGAUGUGUCCAACUUAAUUUAAAUAUGAGAAAUGGUACUUUCCGCGGAAGAAAUAAUUAGCUUAUGUUCUGUCCAGAGUACAACAAAGGUGGUAGUGAAACAAAUAAAAUCUAAAAUAAAUAUCUGGAAUGCAAUGAUUGUCUUCAAAAUAUUUAAAAAAAUAAACACGCAAAAGUAUAUGUGCGAUGAAAUUAAUAAUUCAUGAACGUUGUUUAAAUACGACAAUUUUUUUAAACAAAUUUAGAUAGUUUAGUUACGAAAAUUUAGAAAUAUAUAGGUACUUGUGAAUAGUAUGUUAUAAAAUAUGAUUUUAUAAAGUAUAUUGGUUUUUACACUUGAAAAUGUGUUUGCUUUGUACCUGUUGAUGAUGAUGUUGAUGUUGUUUUGUCAUUGCGCUGAAAAAAAUUUACUUUUUAGCUUAGAUUAACACAAAACCAGUUGUAAUUGCUGUACUUUUGUCACAGUAAAUGUACAAUUCGGUACGCCAUAAUACUAAUUAAAUGCAAAUUGAUUA